AUGGCUAGCGGCGAGGCGGCUCCUCCUCCUCCUCCUCCAGCUGCGGCUCCUGCGAGCGCAGUGGGCGCCGUCGGCGCGGGCAUUGGCGUCGGUGGGACCAGCUCGUCGCAGCCGCGCAAGAGGCUGGCGGCCGUGUGCGACCAGUGCAAGGCCAAGAUGCAGCUGGUGGCCGACCUGCUCCUGCUGUCCAGCGAGGCCAGGCCGGUGCUGCUGCCGCCCUCGUCCCCCUCCUCCUCCUCGUCCUCCUCCUCCGAGGGCGCGGCCGGCGGGGGCGCGGAGUCCUCCUUCGAGCAGUGCCGGGACAGCAUCAUCGCGCGCACCAAGGGGCUGUCCAUCCUGACGCACGACGUGCAGAGCCAGCUGAACAUGGGCCGCUUCGGCGAGGCCGGCGACCGCCUGCUGGAGCUGGGCGAGCUGGUGGUGGCGCUGACCGAGAGCUCGGCGCACGCGGCCUACCUGGCGGCCGUGGCGGCGCCGGGCGCGCAGCCCGCGCAGCCGGGGCUGGUGGACCGUUACCGGGUGACGCGCUGCCGCCACGAGGUGGAGCAGGGCUGCGCCACGCUGCGCGCCACGCCGCUAGCCGACCUCACCCCGCAGCUGCUGCUUGAGGUGUCCCAGGGCCUGUCCCGCAACCUCCGGCUACUCACGGACGCCUGCGCCCUGGCCAGCGAGCGCUCCCGGGACCGCUUCGCGCGCGAGCAGUUCAAGCUCGGGGUCAAGUGCAUGAGCGCCAGCGCGUCGGCGCUGCUGGCCUGCGUGCGCGAGGUCAAGGCAGCGCCCAGCGAGCUGGCCCGCGGGCGGUGCGCGCUUUUCUGCGCGCCCCUGGCGCAGGCGGUGGGCGCGCUCGUGGGCUUCGCCACGGAGCCGCAGUUCCUGGGCCGCGCGGCCGCGCUGGGCGCCGAGGGCAAGGCGGUGCACACGGCCAUCCUGGGCGGCGCCAUGAGCGUCGUGUCGGCCUGCGUGCUCCUCACCCAGUGCCUCCGGGACCUGGCGCUGCACCCCGACGCGAAGGGGCCCGACCCCAGGGACCGGCUGCGCCACUCCGCCUGCGCCGUGGCCGAGGGCUGCGCCCUGCUAUCUCAGGCUUUACGGGAGAGGUCUUCGCCCAGGACUUUACCGCCAGUGAAUGCCAAUUCUGUGAAUUAG
This is a messenger RNA of Pipistrellus nathusii (Nathusius's pipistrelle), 1146 nucleotides long. NCBI's taxonomy places the organism in Eukaryota, Metazoa, Chordata, Mammalia, Chiroptera, Vespertilionidae. The record is from the annotation of a GenBank genome assembly.